AUGGACAACGAGAUCCCUCUCCCUCCCCCACGGCGGGUUCGACACCGUUCGCCAUCCCGCUUCGUGCUCCCGGGCUCGGUCGCAUCCUCCUUCCACAAGUCGCGUCGACUGUCGCGCUUCGACGACCGAUCCAGCCAGCCAUCGAGUGACCCGGCGCUCUUCUCCAGCGACGACAUUCCCGCGUCGGGAGUGGAGAAUUACCACGCCCCGAUCGAGGGUGCCGGGCGCAAACGCAGAUAUCGGGGAACCUGGUGGGGAGAGCAGGUUAUCGAUCCCAAGCGAAAGAGAGCCGAUUUCAAGGAGAAGCGGAAUGUCGACAGUGGCGUCUGGAUGGGAAGUGAUGACUCGUUUGCCGAGUCGUGCCUGCCGUCGGAGGAUGCGUCGACUUGGGGAGAGGAUUUGUUGAAGACGGUGCUGGAUCCUCGAGCGCCGAGCAAGGUCCCCAAUGCACCGUUUUUGGCCCGGGCGUUUGAGCCGGCUCCUGCAUCUGUGCAGUCUCGCCCAACGGCUAUUCAGGGACCGGCCGAGUCGGAGGAACACAAGUAUGCGAAAGCCGUGAUUGAUACCUGCCUUGAAAGAGGCGACGACAGCGUCGAUCUUGGUGGCAUCGAUUUGCGCAGCAUUCCCCCCGGCUUGCUUCGACCCCUUCAACAUUUGACCAAGUUGCCUUCCUUACAGGAGGCGCCUAUAUCUGAAAACGCCUAUUUCUCCCUCCAGCCCUUCUUAAGAAUCUACCUCUCGAACAACUCUCUGACGACCCUUGACGCAAGUGACCUCUUCGACUUGAAAGAUCUCAAAGUCUUGAGCUUGCGAAACAACAAACUCUCGCGCAUUCCCGAAGCGAUUCGGAGAUUGACUGCAUUGCAAGUCUUGAACAUUUCUAUGAACCAACUGGAUGAGCUUCCCUGGGAUCUGCUUUGGUUGAUGCAGCAAGGAGAGCUCAAGCAUCUGACCGCGCGUCCCAAUUCGUUCCCGUCCAUUGAUGAGACGGGGCCGGUUGAGUGGCAAUCCCCCUUUGGUGAAGAAGCCGAAGAUCCACAAGGCCAUAUAGAGGACGAAGAAGAAGAAGAAGAUGAUGAAAAAGUUGUACCACCAUCCCAGCACACUCCCAUUUUCCACGAAUACCAAGGCAAACGGGCAGAAGAUGAAUGGAUCCCUCUUCAUAUCGCGUCCGGACCAGUAAAGUACUUGGACAUGGAAGGGCGACCCCUCAACCAUGAUCCAUUCUUUCCUAGUUCCCUCACCACCAGUCCGUGCGCGCCCUCAGCCCCUUCUCUGCGCGAGCUCUCUCUCCGCGCCAUCUCCCGACUCCCAGGCAUCGAACAGCUCACAGACGCCGACUUGAACGAAGGAUUCCCCGCUCUAGUUGUUCCUCUUGUUGCGCUGGCCCGCAGAGCUCGACAAGAAGGGAUCCGGCAUUGUUCAGUCUGUCAGCGGGAGUUUGUCCUGCCUCGAGCAGCCUGGACAGAGUGGUGGGACUGUACACCUCAUGAAAAUGGUAUGAAGAGGCCUCGGGUUGUCGGGGAGCAGCUGAGACCUCUGCCGUUUACAAGGAUGGUCUGCAGCUGGGCCUGUGUACCGCCUCGUCGGCAGUCUACCAAGUAG
Messenger RNA from Penicillium oxalicum, 1605 nucleotides. RefSeq names its product leucine-rich repeat domain-containing protein. Bases 1 to 1605 code for a protein of 534 amino acids. Lineage: Eukaryota; Fungi; Ascomycota; Eurotiomycetes; Eurotiales; Aspergillaceae. The record is from RefSeq and is a predicted model, not a curated record. Gene Ontology annotation, molecular function: protein binding. The transcript is spliced from 2 exons.